GCGCCCGCCGCUGGAGCAGCUCCGGAGCCGCCCGGGCCGGAGCGCAGGCGGCGAGGCCACCGCACCUGCAGCGCGCCCGGCGGCCGGACCCGGCACCUCGCCUCCCGCCUCCCGCCUCCCGCCGCCGGCUCCCGGGCGCGGGUCCCCCCGGACGCCCGGGCCCCCGAUCGGAUCGGCCGCGAUGACCACUUCCCUCCCGGACGGCCCGGGCGCGGCGGGCAGGGCGGCCGCCCAGGUGUGCGGCGCGGCCCGGGGGAGGGGCGAUGCCCGGGACCUGGCGCCGGGCCCCGGGCUGCCCGCGCGCGCGCUCCCCGCCCCGGCGGCGGACAGGAGAAAAAAGAAAGAUCUUGAUGUUCUGGAAAUGUCAUCUAUUCCAAACCCUUUUCCUGAGCUAUGCUGUUCUUCAUUGACAUCUGCGUUAUCGACAGACCUGCUUCCCAAAACAAACUCAAGAAAAAAACAGGUAAUUAAAAUCUACAGUGAAGAUGAAACCAGCAGGGCCUUAGAGGUGCCCAGUGACAUCACUGCCCGAGAUGUGUGCCAGCUGUUGAUCCUGAAGUGUCAUUACGUUGAUGACCACUGCUGGACUCUUUUUGAGCAUCUGAUUCCCCUAGGUCUAGAAAGAAUAAUAGAAGAUCAUGAGCUGGUGGUUGAAGUGCUAUCUAACUGGGGAAUGGAAGAAGAAAAUAAGCUAUACUUUAGAAAAAAUUAUGCCAAAUAUGAGUUUUUUAAAAAUCCAAUGUAUUUUUUCCCAGAGCAUAUGGUGUCUUUUUCAACGGAAACCAAUGGUGAAAUAUCCCCCGCACUGAUUUUGCAGAUGUUUCUGAGUUCAAGCACAUACCCUGAAAUCCAUGGCUUCUUACAUGUAAAAGAACAGGGAAAGAAGUCUUGGAAAAAGGUUUACUUCCUUCUAAGAAGAUCUGGUUUAUAUUUUUCUACUAAAGGGACAUCAAAGGAACCACGGCAUUUGCAGUUUUUCAGCGAAUUUGGCAAUAGUGAUAUUUAUGUGUCACUGGCAGGCAAAAAAAAGCAUGGAGCACCAGCUAACUAUGGAUUCUGCUUUAAGCCUAACAAAGCGCGAGGGCCCCGAGACCUGAAAAUGCUCUGUGCGGAAGAAGAGCAGAGUAGGAUGUGCUGGGUGACGGCGGUGCGAUUGCUUAAGUAUGGCAUGCAGCUGUACCAGAAUUACAUGCAUCCGUGUCACGGUAGAAGUGGCUGCAGUUCUCAGAGUAUAUCACCCAUGAGAAGUAUAUCAGAGAAUUCCCUGGUAGCAAUGGACUUCUCAGGCGAGAAAAGCAGAAUUAUAGACAAUCCCACGGAAGCCCUUUUAGUUGCAGUUGAAGAAGGACUCGCAUGGAGGAAAAAAGCGUGCUUACGCCUGGGCAGCCACAGUAGCCCCAGGGCCUGUUCACAGCGCUCUGCCAUAAGCAUGGCUAUCCACCGGUCCCAACCGUGGUUUCACCACAGAAUUUCUAGAGAUGAAGCUCAGCGAUUGAUUAUUCAGCAAGGUCUUGUGGAUGGAGUUUUCUUGGUGCGGGAUAGUCAGAGUAACCCUAGAACAUUCGUACUGUCAAUGUGUCAUGCACAAAAAAUAAAGCACUUUCAAAUCCUACCAGUGGAAGACGAUGGUAAGAUGUUCCACAGCUUGGAUGAUGGCCACACAAGGUUUACGGAUCUAAUCCAGCUGGUGGAGUUCUACCAGCUCAAUAAAGGUGUUCUUCCGUGCAAGUUGAAGCAUUAUUGUGCUAGAGUUUCUAUUUAGCCAAGCUAGAAGUGACUUGUUAAACUGGUGAAGAAAACAAGGAAAAAAAAAUACAAAAGGAAAAAGAAAGACCAUAAAAAGUGUGAAAGCAUUGCUAUGGUGAAAAGAAUUUAUUUCACCUCCAAGUUACAAAAAAUAGUUUGUGCGUUGAAAAUAAGCAAAGAUUUGGAUUGCUAUUAUAGUCAUCAUUUAAAAUUCAUUAGUUAAAAUUAAACCUCUGAAAAA
Pipistrellus kuhlii (Kuhl's pipistrelle) is the source of this 1987-nucleotide messenger RNA. RefSeq names its product growth factor receptor bound protein 14 (gene GRB14). Bases 182 to 1762 code for a protein of 526 amino acids. The transcript has 14 exons. The record is from RefSeq and is a predicted model, not a curated record. Gene Ontology annotation, cellular component: plasma membrane; cytoplasm. NCBI's taxonomy places the organism in Eukaryota, Metazoa, Chordata, Mammalia, Chiroptera, Vespertilionidae. Gene Ontology annotation, biological process: insulin receptor signaling pathway; negative regulation of insulin receptor signaling pathway.